AUAAGUAGAAUGACAUCCUCAAAUCCACCACAAGACAAGAUGAUCUUCAAAUAUCCUAAACAAGCUGCAAUUGUUUCUGAAAAACUCUUGAGUUUCUAUAAAGAAAAUGAAUUAUUCGACACGGUGCUGAUUGCAGGAAGCGAUUGCAUAAAUAUCCAAGCUCAUAGAGUAGUCUUGUGUGCAUUUAGUGAGUAUUUCUUAGAAAAGUUUCGAGGCGGUCAAAAUGGCUUGCAGACAAAUACAUUGCAACUCAAAGAGAUCGAUGUUUCUAAUUUGAAAUUGAUAAUAGAUUUUAUGUACACGGGUUCCAUUGAAUUGAGUCUUGGAAAUAUUGAUGGACUCUUGAAAACUGCAUUGUUUUUGAAAAUUAAAACAUUGGUUGAAGGAUGUUAUGAGUUAAUUGGACAAAACGUAAAUUCCAGCAACUCGUUGGCCUUCCUUCGAUUGGCAAAUGAAUUGAGCUUAUCCUCACUGAAAGCCAAGUCUUUGAAAUGUAUUUACAUUCAUUUCGAGGAAAUUUCAAAGAAAAACGAAUUUAUGUUAUUGAAUAAAGAUGAAUUGAAGAAUUUACUAUUUAUUGACAAUCCUCAUAACGAUUUUGAAGAAGUUGUCUUUUUGUCGAUGGUGGACUGGAUAAAUUAUGACAAACUAAAUCGAGCCCAAUUUGCCUUUGAGCUCCUUACAAUGGUUCGUUUCCGAGCUCUUUCACCCAAGUUCAUUGUGGAAAAUAGAAAGUCGGUUUGUAAAACUGUGGAAGACUACGAAUUGAUUUGCAGUUGGUUGCAAUGGCAUUUGUCGCCCGAAACAAGUUCAAAUGAUCAACCGAAUGUCGCUUUGAUUCCAAGGCAAAAAAAUGAAAAGCUUGCAAUAAUAGGUGGCAUAAAUGAGAGUGAAAUUUGUAUUCAAACUUUUGAUUCCAAAGAAAGUUCAUGGUCCAUGGAGAUGAAAAAACCUUUACAAUCGACACAACUGUUUCCUUCAACCAUAAUGAUUGAUAAUAAACUGCUUGUAGUUGGAGGAUACCUCAAUCGUGAUGUGACUAAUAGAAUACAAUGUUUAGACAUGAACACAAUGGAUUGGGUUGAUUUUCCGUCAAUGAAUACACCUCGAUUUUGUUGUCGGUUAGUAGAUUUAAAUGGAUAUUUAUGUGUUUUUGGUUUGAAUACCAAUUAUGGAAUCCCAUCUAUGGAAAUAUAUAAUUUUUCCACAUGCAAAUGGAAUAGUUUGCAACCAAUGUCUCAACUCAGUGAUGCAAGUAGAAUAACUGCGCACAAUGGGAUAUUAUACAUUCUCGAUUUUAAAAAUGGUUUUUUGCAAUCUUAUGAUGUCUCUUCAAAUAAAUGGUCUUCCAAAGCUAUUACGAAAUCUUCACUUUGGGUUUUUGGAUUUGUUGCAAUUGAAAGGUUUUUGUUUGUCAUUGGUGGCGAUUCGAUUGGGAUUAAAAAAGAAGAAUGGUUGAAAACUGUUAUACGAUACGAUUUAUCUAAUGAUUCUUGCUGUGAAAUGGCAACUUUAUCAAGACAGUUCGUCUUCAUAACCACAAAAGUUCUUGGGAAUAAAAUUAUGAUUUGCGAUGGACUUAAUGUUGAUGAGUAUAAUAUUGACAUUGACAAAUGGAAUACUUUGGAUUGUUUACCAGUAGAAGUUGACGCCUCAAGUGUUUCUAUAUCUAACACUAUUUUCAAAUAAUGAGUUGCAUUAAACUUGCAUUUCUUAUUUUAUGUAUAUUAUCCAUAAAGACAAUAAAUAAAUGCUUUGUUGUAAAAAAAAAUGAAAUCUUAUGAAAAUAAAAUGCACGACUGGGUCGCACGUACUUGCUCUUGUAGUUCAAAGUAUCGUUAUCUUAAAUAUCUAUU
Episyrphus balteatus (marmalade hoverfly) is the source of this 1856-nucleotide messenger RNA. RefSeq names its product kelch-like protein 4. The record is from RefSeq and is a predicted model, not a curated record. Gene Ontology annotation, molecular function: protein binding. NCBI's taxonomy places the organism in Eukaryota, Metazoa, Arthropoda, Insecta, Diptera, Syrphidae. Bases 10 to 1689 code for a protein of 559 amino acids. The transcript has 2 exons.